Messenger RNA from Eimeria mitis, 357 nucleotides. RefSeq lists its product as uncharacterized. NCBI's taxonomy places the organism in Eukaryota, Apicomplexa, Conoidasida, Eucoccidiorida, Eimeriidae. Bases 1 to 357 code for a protein of 118 amino acids. The transcript is spliced from 2 exons. The record is from RefSeq and is a predicted model, not a curated record.
AUGCUGCCUUAUAUACAAUUCUUCCAGCACCAGCAGCAGCAGCAGCAGCAGCAGCAGCAGCAGCAGCAGCAGCAAGAGAAGCAGCAGCAAGAGUGGCUGCAGCAGCUGCAGCAGAUGCAACCAACAGAGAUGAUGCAACAGCAAAACCAGCUGCAGCAAGAACUGCAGCAGCAGCUGCAGCAGCUGCAGCAACAACCCCUCAACCAGCAGCAGCAGCUGCAACAGCAGCAGCAGCAACAGCAGCAGCAGCAGCAGCAGCAGCAGGAUUAUCUAGAUGAAGAGACAGUUAAGGAUUUGUUGCUGCCGCACGAAGGACCCCACAAAGACACCUGGGGUGUAUCGGGAGGAGACAGCUGA